Messenger RNA from Varanus komodoensis (Komodo dragon), 954 nucleotides. It is a transcript of the gene TMEM217, whose product is annotated as transmembrane protein 217. Lineage: Eukaryota; Metazoa; Chordata; Lepidosauria; Squamata; Varanidae. The coding region runs from base 1 to 954 and encodes 317 amino acids. The record is from RefSeq and is a predicted model, not a curated record. The transcript has 2 exons.
AUGAUUAAUGCCUCCAUGGAAGAGAAAGUGUUCCCGUGCCAUCUGAAAGAGGCAGUGGUGAGACUGCUCCAGAAGAAACCCUAUGUAAACCCAGAAGAGCUUGGCCACUUUAGGCCAGAGGUGACGGUUUCUUUCUUGGACAAGGUCCUUGAGUGGGUGAUGGCCAACCAGGUCCAGGCACUGUUGGAUGAGCCAGAUUAUCAGGUUCCAUUUCAGUCAGUGUUCAAGCCAGAUUUUGUCAUGGAAACAGCUUUGGUCAUGCUGUAUGAUGAUCUGUGUCAAGAAAGACUUGGGAGUGUGGCCCUGUUGAUUCUCCGAGAUCUCUCAGCAGUCAUUGAUCAUGGUAUUCUUUGGGGUAUUUUUGGAGAAGGCAAGAUGAUUUUUAUGUGUGCAGGUGGCUUCUGUGGCAUAGCACCAAAAGCAGGAUCUGUUCUAGCUGGCGUUUAUAUGAUCCUGAUGACCAAUAUGUACCUUAUCUUUGAGUAUGGUCACCUGAACCGGUCCAUAGCUAUGUUACAGAGGGUGGAUCCAGAGGUGAUCACUGGCCUAGUGUGGAUUAUCCCGUAUUGCUAUUAUAUAGCAAUUGCCCUGGCACUUGUAACUUAUCCCAUGUGUAUCUACCUUCUGUAUUCCAUCCAGAAGCGAAAUACAAUAGGACUAUUUAUCUACGUUACCUGGAUAAUCUUCUAUGAUAUCUCCUGCUGCGUCAUCAUAGUUCUAACUAGCAGGGCUGCAACGAUGGCGCAUUUUUCCAUCAGUCCUUUGGAAUGGUUUGGGCUGGCUACCAGGAUCCCCACAGACUGCUUUUGGCUCAGCUACGUCAUGACUUUUGCACUGAUGAUUAUUGAAGGCAAAAGCACUGGGAGGAUGUCACUGCGGAUGAGGCGGGUGUCAAGACACGUGUCAGAACCUCCCAAGUUCCGGUUGGGCAUCAAUGCCAGGAGGGUCCAAUGA